Molecule: messenger RNA, 1089 nt
Organism: Cladocopium goreaui
Lineage: Eukaryota; Dinophyceae; Suessiales; Symbiodiniaceae
Source: the annotation of a GenBank genome assembly
AUGCCCCUCUUUGGCAGCCUGGUGAGCGCCAUCAAUGAGUGGACAGUUAACAUUGGAAUCUAUAUCACCUACCAGCUGAAAGGGCAAGCGGAUCCUCAAAGCACACUGGAGGGUGUCUUUCAGACACGGCAGGUCUUCCAAUGGAGCGGUGCUCAAGUUGCAUGGACCAAAGGGACCGGCUUAUCCACGGAAUUAGGAACCGUCAGCUUUAAUGGCAGCACUGUCACUCCGGAUCUCAGAGAUUUUGCCGCUGAUCUGCGAGGGGCUCUGGCUCCUUGUGCCGGCCUGGAAUUCAACUAUGGCGACGAGACGAUGUCGGCUGUGUCCUCCUGCUUGGAAGGGCAUGUGGCCUACGCGACUGAGAAGGCAGAGACUUCAGUGGCGGCAAGCGCUGUUGCUGCGACUGCCCAGGCUUCUGACGAGACCCUUUGUGUUGACAUGUACCAGUUCGAAACAGAUGGCGAUUUGGACAGCUUGCCAGAUAAACCCUAUGCAGGUUGGUGUUUUUUUGGAAAGUGUCACUACCGGUCGACGGCCAGCUUCAGCGGAAGCAAGGCUACCUGGGAUGAUGGCGAGGUGUGUAUGGAUAUCCAGAGUGCCUGGCUCGCAACGAACAAACUCUACAUGGAAGUUUGGGAGUGGAACGUUGCUUGGGACAAGGAGUACAUCGAGCGAAUCUCAGAGGAUUUGAGCGAUGACAUUGGGGACUUAAGGAAUGGUGUGGAUUGGACAUUGACGCCAACUCCAACCUCCAAGAGUGGUGGCACAUAUGCGAAAGUCUUGGUGAAGGUCAAACUCACCUCCAAACGGCUGCUCCAGACGUCCAAUGCCAGCAGUUGCGGCCAAAGUCUUCAUGUUGGACCUGGGCUGCAUGGCGGGCUCUCUGGCUUUGUGCUCCCGGCCUCGUGGGACCAUUCCGGUGAACAGCUGGUGGACCCCGUCGAAAUGCCCAGCUAUCACGGGGAGAUGGAGCUGGCCUUGUGUGAAGAUCUUCCCAGAUGGGAUCCAAGUGGUAUGUGGGGCUCUAGUAAGGGCAGCGGCCCAACUUUCCUCGAUGGAUUACUCAUUGCUUGGAGCCUUUUUGCUUGA